Messenger RNA from Trichomycterus rosablanca, 1603 nucleotides. It is a transcript of the gene mpzl2b, whose product is annotated as myelin protein zero-like 2b. Gene Ontology annotation, cellular component: plasma membrane. Bases 132 to 728 code for a protein of 198 amino acids. The record is from RefSeq and is a predicted model, not a curated record. Lineage: Eukaryota; Metazoa; Chordata; Actinopteri; Siluriformes; Trichomycteridae. Gene Ontology annotation, biological process: cell-cell adhesion. The transcript has 4 exons.
UGCGACACAUCUGCAGCCCGGAGUUCCGUCUGCGUGCAUGGUUCGAGCAAAUCGGUUGUAACUUUGAGAUUUUAUCCUCAAUUUAAUCCUUUUUUUACCAGUUUUACCCGGGAUAUUAGUGUGUUGUACUCAUGUGUCGGAUAUGGAUGUAUCUGUUCUGUGCUUUAGGUGUGAUUCUCACGCCAGGUGAACGGCAGGCGUCAGCGAUGGAGAUCACCACACCCAAAGAGAUAACGGCGUUGAACGGGACGGAUGUGGUGCUUAAGUGCACAUUCAAGUCCACGUACCCCGUUAAAGAUGGCUCUGUGUCCGUGUCCUGGCUUUUCAGACCGCUCGCUCAGGAACAAGCGAAAUCGUUCUUUUACUACCAGACCGAGUCAUAUCCCCCCAAAGACGGGCCCUUUAAAGGACGCGUGACGUGGUCGGGGAACGUAAUGAAGAACGACGUUUCCAUCACGCUCCAUGACGUUCAGUACAACUUCAACGGCACCUACACCUGUCAGGUGCUCAAUCCGCCCGACAUCCAGGGCCUCGCCGGAGAGAUCCGCCUUCAGGUCGUCCAAUCAGUGAAGUUCUCAGAGAUGGGAAUCCUGGCAACGGCAGUGGGCGGAGCCAUCCUGAUUGUCCUGGUCAUUCUCGCCGUUUACCUCACGGUGCGAUACUGCCGAAACCGGCGUGAAAACUCAGACCUGGAGCUUCCGGAGGCGAAGCAGCCGAGCGUGUGGUGAGAGACCGAGAAACGCUGGUUCUAGCUGGAACCGCUCUUCUGGCUUUUCUGUCGGGGGCCACGCCCGCCUUCUGGUCCUGAUUUUUUAACCAACACACUUCCUUUUAUUUUGUGAGACAUCUCAAAGAGGCAAAAAAUCUAAUCAAGCGCCUGUUAUUGGAUAUUCGAACUUUUAAACGUUCUUAUGAUUUUAGCAUUUUUAUACAGUAUAUAAAUAUUUUAUCUGUACAGUUUUCUUCACGUUGUGAUUUUAGAUCACACGUUUGUGCAUGUCUCAUAAAAUAGACACUUCUCCUCCAGACGACAGGUUUUAGGUUAUCAGUGUUAGUGUUCAUUCUAAUUAAAGAUGCAGUUCAAAACAUUUCGGGACUCAGAAACAAAACACCAGUCAAGACCUUACACGUGUACUUCCCGUACAACACUUCAUACUUUUCUAAUGGCUACAAUAUGAUGGUGGUGGAUCAGACAUUCAAGUUUUGUGAUAAUUUAUUAAGAAUUGGCUACAAUAAAAGGGGGAAACUUCAUAAAUAAAAUAUUAAUAGAUAAAUAGAUAUUAUGUACUGCAGCUUUGAUGAAACUCAUACUUUCUCUUUUAAUCGUGUUCAUUGAGCAUCGUUUCUGAUCUUAUUCCUCUCUUAAUAGAAUGGAAAUUCAUCAUUAUCUGGGAAUUUUGUCCAAGACCUGGCAAUGAAUGUUUAAACGGUGGAAGUUUCUGCUUUUUGUGGAUAUCUUUCUCUUUAUUUUAUUUUUUGUAAAUUUGGCCCCGUUGGGUUAUUAUUUUUGUACAUUAAGAGUAUUUUGUAUUGUUUAUGAACAAGUGUGUGGCGUGCGUACAUGAAAAACAAUAAACGUUGAUGAGCACCUUACUGAAACUGA